UGCACUGCGUUGAACAGUUGAACCUGCUGGGAAACGUUUAAAAGGCUGUAAAAGUUGUGUAGUUAGAACGUUAUUUUACAUUAAUUGAAGACUUUGGUGACAUCGUUUUAUUUUCUGAACGGAGAUCUAUAGGAUUUGUGCAAGUCAUUGAAAAAUUCACUGCAAGGCGAGCAAGAUCAUCUCUUCUGCACCCAACGUACGAGGAAGAUGUCGGGCGCGGCCAGCAUCGGGCUGGACUUGGGCGCAGGCAAGUGCUGCGUUGCCAGCGUGCGCGCUGGAGCGGUGACGGUGUUGCCAAACGCUCACGGCGACAAGACCACUCCGAGUUUUGUUGCCUUCACCGACUCCCGCAGCCUCGUGGGCAGCGAUGCCAGGGACCAGGCGGCGCUCAACGCCACCAACACCGUCUAUGGCGUCAAGACCAUCCUCGGCAGGAGCUUCAGGGACCCGGUCGUGCAAAACUACGUAUCCUACAAUCCAGUGAAGGUCGUGGAUGAUGGGGGGAAGCCUGUGAUGGAAGUGGAGUACCGCGGCGGAAGUCUGCACGUCGCUCCGGAGCUGGUCGCUGCCAUGCAACUGCUCAAGAUGCGACAAGAAGCUAAAAUCCAAGUUGGGGACAUCGGGGGAGUGGUAGUAGCCGUGCCCGCGUCCUACAGCAACACCCAGCGGGAGGCGCUCGUGGCGGCUUGUCAAAUUGCCGGGCUGCCCUUGCUGGACCUCAUCAGUGAAACAACAGCCACAGCUCUGGCGUACUGGCACAACCGCGGCCCCUCCGUGGCACAACAAACCAUCCUUGUGUUCGACAUGGGCGCCACUAAGCUAGACGUUUCCGUCAUUCAAGUGGGUGAGAAGGAGAUCAGAGUUCUUGCGGUUUGUGGUGACGACUCCUUUGGUGGCGAAAAUUUUGAUCAGGAGCUCAUGACAUUCGUGGAUUACGAUUUCGAAGACAAGCAUUCGAAGAGUUUGCUCGAUAAGCCUCGUUCGAAGUUGAGGUUGAAGUUGGCUUGUGAGAAUCUAAAAAAGAAACUUACGCUGCUGCAAUCUUUCUGGCUUAAUGAAGACAACAUUCAAGGGGAGCUGCCUUUGAACAUCUUUGUGCAAAGAAAGCAGUUCCAACGCCUCUUUGUUAAAAUUUUAUCGAUGAAACUCGAUACCAUUCUUGGUUCUGUGCUGCAGGAUGCAGGACUGACUAAGGAUCAAAUCGACGAAGUGGUCGUCGUUGGGGGAUCUAGCAGAGUUCCAUUUAUUUCUGACUUUCUCCAAACAUAUUUCGGAAGAAAUACUCUGAACAAGACUGUGAACGCGGAUGAAUCUGUGGCGUGCGGGGCAGCCAUCAGAGCUGACCAACUGAACGACAAUGACACAACACAAGUCAUCGCCAUUAGUGAGAUGGUGCAAGAUCCAGUGAGAGAAACAUCCUUACAAGCUGCUGGGUUUAAGAAGUAUCUCGUGGCCACACCUGGCAUGAAGUGCGAUGUGAUCCGAAGAGAGCUAAACAAUAAUAAUGCUAUUGCAGUUAAGAGUUCAUACACGCUUGGGUCCCAUGGAGUUUUUGACGCUGUUACUUCAGUAUUUUACCAAAAUGUUGAGAAUGAAAUUGUAGAAGGGAAGUUAGAAAAUAAAUUUCGCAAGGAUUUGGAAAUUACAGAAAUGAAAAAGCAACUGAACCAGUUUGAAUUUGAUCGCAUAACGGUUGAAAACGACUCAAAGGCCCUCAACGAGUUAGAGGAAAUCUGCCACGAGACAGCCGCAGGGUUGAUAUGCCUUCAACAGCCAUCCGGCGCAGAAGGAAUGGAAAAGUUGAUCACCGAAUUGUUGAGUUGGAUAGACGACAACGAAGAUGCUACCGUGGCCUUAUGUGCUGAAAAGAAAAGUAAAAUUCUAGAAGCCUGGAAGAAGUUGAACAAAGAACUCAUAGAAAUUUGUGAGCGGAAUCUCGUUAAAAUUAUUCGAAAGGAACAGCCCGAUAGCGAACAAGAUCAGAACAAGACAACGUUUGAACUUGAGACGACACAAGAGGAAAAUAACGCUGAAGAUGAACCAACUGAAAAUGAUCAAGAAAAAAAUGAGGGUGUCAGCGUAGAAAUGGAAGCUUCUGCUGGCGACUCCAAUCAUCGAGAAAAUGAUGGUAUUUCUGACGACAAAAAUUGGUCAGCUAAGCAUACAGACGUUUCUGAAAAAACUUGCUCCCAAGUACCCAAGACGAAGGUUUAUGGAAACACUGGUCCAUCAGGAGAAACUAUUAAUCGUGGUAGCACUAGUCCAGCGGGAGCAUUCAAAGAUUGUGGUAGCCCUGAUCCAGCUGAAGCGGCCAAAGUUCCCGGAGGCACCUGUCAUUCGAGAGCAGCCAAAGAUUCUGGCAGCACUGGUCCAGCGGGAGCACUCAAAGAGUCUGGCAGCACUGGUCCAGCGGGAGAAGCCAAAGUUUUCGGAGACACUGGCAACCAGGUACAAAGAAGCGAAGCGUUGAGAGGUUUUGGUCAGUCGGAAGCAACCAAUGCGUCUGGACACAACAUUACACAAACUGGAGGCAACAACGCUGCUGAAAACACCAAUGCAGAAACAAAGAAAGACAAAAGUAAGGAUAAGGGCUGUGUGAUUUAAUACGAUUUAUUUUCCUCACAUUUGCUGUUUCUUCUGAAAAGUUUUGUGUUGCAAUUCGAGAAUUGCAUGAUAGAAAGUACGGAGUAGAAUUUCGGUGAAUUUACUCUUUUAUAUUUUAAUUCUUUCAGUUUAAUUAAUGUUUCAUUUUGUUUUGUCAUUAGCAAAGUAACCUGGAGAACAGGCGAUCUCUAGAGUUAUGGUGGCACUCGGAAGUUAUUUUCACGAUAUCAACAAUGAACUGUUGGUGCGUGCUCUUAUUUUAAACACAACAGCAUUAGAUUUGUACUUGUGUAUGUUUCUCUCCAGCCAUUCAUACAAUUAUAUAUCUCAGCGAUUUCGAUAUUAAAUUUAUGAGGAGUUAUCACUGCGUGAUAUGAUACACUCGAAAUCAGCUAGUACUAUAGGGCAUCGCCAUGCUUCAAAAAUGCAUAUCAAAAGCUGUGAUAUUGAUCCUUUUCAUGUGUCCACCGCGAAGCAAAAUGCAAUGUUUUUUACACGUGUAGUUUUGAUUUUCAUUGGGUGCUCAUUGUAAAAUUUAAAGUAACAUUUAUUAUUUGCUAAAUUUUCUUGAUAUUUGCAUAUAUUUGCUAAAAGUUCUUGACCAAAUUUCUUCUGUAAAUUUUUAUUUACUUACCCGAAAAUGGCAUGCAAGCCACAGUCGCCGGCUAAGAUUCAGCCGCUGAGGCUGAGGUCAGCCGUACUACUUGGUCAGUGGUUCUUAUAAAAUUUUGUUUAAUUUCCUUCAUCAUAACUAAUGUGUGAUGAAUUAUAACAAAAAUUAUUUGUAUUUAUGAAUCGUUCUAACUAUUUAGUGGGGUAUACUAACUACCUGUUUGAAGUAUAAUAGUAACUAGUCUCAUGCUAAGAAUAGAGGAACUUUUUGAUAGUUUUAAGUAAGCGUGUUUGAUUUUGUUCGUUGAUUUAUGUUUAAUUUCAUUCAUAAUGCAGACGUGAUGGUUGUUGGUAGGCAUGUCCAAUGCUGAUUUAUAUAGUACUAUAAUUUUAAUUUUUCUACUUGAUUUCUCUGAUUAUAUAGAUAUAGAUUACAUCUAUAUUGAUAAAAUUAUUUCUACAGAAAUAUAGAUACAACUGUACAUAGAUUAUAUCUUAUAUAUUAACUGCGUAUGAUUUUUCUGUAUUAUCUUCAUUGUUCUGCAGGGCAUAAAAUUUGUUACGUGAGAUGCAUGAUGACGAUAUGAUAUAAUAUUGGUAAUGCAAGUAUAAUAAAGUUUGAU
Molecule: messenger RNA, 3839 nt
Organism: Hyalella azteca
Lineage: Eukaryota; Metazoa; Arthropoda; Malacostraca; Amphipoda; Hyalellidae
Product: heat shock protein SSA1
Exons: 3
Coding region: 208-2604 (798 amino acids)
Molecular function (GO): ATP-dependent protein folding chaperone; ATP binding
Source: RefSeq, a predicted model, not a curated record